UUUCGUUGGCUUCUAGAUAUGUAACGUAGGAAAAUCCCAGGCCUAAAGUUCUUCUAAUGGUGUAAUUUCACUGCAUCUUGCCGUAUUUUAGGCUUUUGUAAAGGCAAGACGACCUACUUGCUGCAAGGCACGUCUACACACUCCAACUAGGGGAGAAGUGAACCACCACAGAUCACGUCUACGAGUUCGUGACGUCACGACGUGAUGCUGGCCGCCAUCUUGUUUGCUUUGACUCCCAGCUGCCGGUGGUGCGCGUGUUCUUAUUUAAAAUAGAACGUAAAUAAACGCCCAGAAGCAGAUUGAGCACGUGAAAUGAACUUGAACAAGGACGCCCUUUUGGACGAGUUAACGGACUUCGCAAGUCAGAAACCCGCGGAGAUUCCAACUUCGCUGGACGAGUACUUGGGCAAUGUGGCGAAGACUGGGGACACGUUGUUUCCAUGGCAGAACCUCAAACCUCUGCUCUGUCGAAAGUUGGAGCUUGUGAUGAACGAGUUCUACAAGCAGUACCCUACGGACGACCUUCCCGCCCUACCCAACGUGGAGCCGUUCAAAUACGAAGACAUGAAGGCCAAGAUCCUAGAGUCCAUCAACUGCUUCACCAGCGCACCAUUCACGAUCCAGCGGCUGUGUGAGCUUGUGGUGGAUCCCAGGAAGCACUACAGACGCACGGACAAGUUCAUGCGAGGACUGGAGAAGAAUGUGCUGGUGGUGAGCACCGUGGAGCCCAAGUCAGCCGUCGCCGCUCAGGACACGUCCGCAGGAGCGGUCCCGAUGGUAAACGGCCUACCCGGCGUCGAAGACAACGGGAUCAACGGCCACCUUGCCGACUCGACGGACGACAUUGCGGGCCCUCACUCGGAGCCAGAGGUCGGCGACCCUGUCCCGGAUGGAAAGGCGGAGCCAGAGUCCAGCACGGCCUCCGUCGUGGAGGUCCAGGCUCCAAACGACGAGGCGUCUGCAGGAGACCGGCCGCCAGGCGCCGACGAGAGUGGGGAAGUAUCGGAAAAAAUGGAAGUCGCGGAAGAGGAGAAGCCGUCGUCUUCCACAGAGGCAAACACGAGCAAGGUCGUGGAAGAGCCAGAAGCUCCAGCAAAACUCGCGGAAGUUGUGGCUCCAGCCGAAGACGUAAUCGUCGAAAAACCCAUGUCUCCAACAGCCGAAGAGCCCGCUGCGCAAGCGCCGUCUCCGGAAGUUGCUGUCCACGCGGCACACACGGACGCAGAACCAAAGCCCGUCGAAGAGGAAGUCGCUCCCACGAAAGCGAGCGACGAAAAAGAGGCGAGCGUCGAGUCGGAGGAAGCGGAGGCAACUCUGGCGGAACCCGAGAUCGCGGCGGAGGACGCCCAGGUUGCGUCGGAGUCGACUUUGAGUUCCGCGACGGUGGACUCGAGCGACGGGGAGUCGAGCGCUUCCCUCGACGGCCCGUCGGAGGAGACGGCCGAACCCCCCCUCAAGAAGUUCCACCCAGAGCCGGAGAGCGAACCCACGGAGGAACUGCCGCUGUCGUCUGCCGCCGCGACGGAGGACUGCAUCACGGAAAAAGAAGUCUCGACGCCCGAACCUUCGGAGAAGACUGCCGAGUUGCCCGAACAGCUGCCAGAGGAGGGGCCUCAGAUCGACAGCUCGGCUGGCUGUGGAGCCGAAACUCCGGUGGCCAAGGACCUCGAAGAAGAGGCCAUGGACCAAAACUGAAGCCAAGCCAAGCUCCCUUCCAUGGCACAGCUCUUAUUCUUGCCAAGAUUUCGUUUUCAUUUUUUUCUUAUGUUUUAUACGUUUCACGUUUCCUAAGAAGAGAUGCAGAUGCUCAGCCUUCGGGAUAGAAAAUAUUUCCAAACGAUGGCUUUGAGUCCUAACGGUUGUGUUAAUGGCAGCCCACUCUCUCUUACUAUUUAUUGCCCUCCCUCACAAGAGUUGCCAUGGCAGAACACAAGUUUCGUGUCCAUUCACAGUGAGGUGCCGCAGCUGCUGAGAGCUCCGUCAAACCUCUCCUACGUGAGGACCGACCGACAGAAAAAGAUUAUACGAUCUCUGUCCACGUCAUUUGGCGAGAGCUGGUGGUUUGUUUCAUUCAAGGUGGCUGUGAAAGCAAAACAGCGGUGAAGAGGAGAUUACGUGUUUCCAUUGUCCGUGUGUGCAUUGAACACCUCAUUUUCAUUUGGCAGUAAAAUAUUAAUGGUACUGUA
Messenger RNA from Ixodes scapularis (black-legged tick), 2186 nucleotides. RefSeq names its product serine/threonine-protein phosphatase 4 regulatory subunit 2 (gene PPP4R2r). The record is from RefSeq and is a predicted model, not a curated record. Gene Ontology annotation, molecular function: protein phosphatase regulator activity. Gene Ontology annotation, cellular component: nucleus; protein phosphatase 4 complex; cytoplasm. Lineage: Eukaryota; Metazoa; Arthropoda; Arachnida; Ixodida; Ixodidae. The transcript has 7 exons. The coding region runs from base 313 to 1695 and encodes 460 amino acids. Gene Ontology annotation, biological process: protein dephosphorylation.